Molecule: messenger RNA, 2765 nt
Organism: Macaca mulatta (Rhesus monkey)
Lineage: Eukaryota; Metazoa; Chordata; Mammalia; Primates; Cercopithecidae
Gene: DEAF1
Product: DEAF1 transcription factor
Biological process (GO): regulation of transcription by RNA polymerase II
Cellular component (GO): nucleus
Molecular function (GO): DNA binding; DNA-binding transcription factor activity, RNA polymerase II-specific
Source: RefSeq, a predicted model, not a curated record
CGGCAGCCUCUCGGCCAGCGCCGCUCGCGCUCCUUCGGCCAUUUUCGCGUCUCCUGACGAAGGGGCCCGACCGCGCCGCGUUUCGGGAGCGGACGUCCGAGCCACGGCCGUAGUCCGUCCGGCACCGCUCGGGCACUUUCGGAAGGGAGGAGGCGGAGAACCGAGGUUCGGGAGCAUUCGGGCUCGGGAACAUUCGGCUCGUCUCGGCUCGGCCUCGGGCUGACUCGGCUCCCGCCGGCAGCGGGAACGGGCGAAACCCGCGGCACUAAGCUCUGUCUCUGAGAGGCAGAAUUUCGCCAGGCGCCGGCGAAAAUCUGCCUAGAGCCGUCCAGCCCUGUCGGCCGGGGACAACAGCCGUCUCAGCCUGUUAGGCAGUGAGGAGAACCGGGGCUCAGUCUCUCGGAAGCCCUCGUGCGGACUCGGACCUAUUCGGACUGACUCGGCUUCCCACUUCGGGGAGCUUCGACCCUCCUCGGUUCAGGACUCGGUCUCGGCUCGGCGGCUUCGUGCAGGUUCGGCUCUUAUUCGGGCAGCCUCGGUUCGCCUCGGUUCGCCUCGGUUCCGCUCCACGGGCAGACUCGGCUCGGCUCUGCUCGGCGGCUGGCUGCCUUUUCGGUCCCUGUUCGGGCGGCGGCUUCGGGCGGCCUCGGCCCAGCUCGGGCGUCCUCUUCGGGCCCCGCUUCGGGCUCCGCGACCGGCGCUUCGGGCGGCCCCGGACGGCGCCUUCGGGAAGGCUCGGCGGAGUCCGGAUGGAGGACUCGGACUCGGCGGCAAAGCAGCUGGGCCUGGCUGAGGCGGCGGCGGUGGCGGCCGCGGCCGCUGUGGCGGCGGCGGCCGCGGCCGCGGCGGGAGGCGAGGCGGAGGAGCCGGUGCUGAGCAGGGACGAGGACUCGGAGGAGGACGCAGACUCGGAGGCGGAGCGGGAGACUCCGCGGGUCACGGCAGUGGCGGUGAUGGCGGCGGAGCCCGGGCACAUGGACAUGGGUGCCGAGGCCCUGCCCGGCCCCGACGAGACCGCCGCUGCCGCAGCCUUCGCAGAGGUGACCACGGUGACAGUGGCCAACGUGGGGGCUGCUGCAGACAAUGUCUUCACCACGUCUGUGGCCAACGCGGCGUCCAUCUCAGGACACGUUCUGUCUGGUAGGACGGCCCUUCAGAUCGGGGACAGCCUGAACACCGAAAAAGCCACACUGAUUGUCGUCCACACAGAUGGGAGCAUCGUGGAGACCACCGGGCUGAAGGGCCCGGCAGCUCCCCUCACCCCAGGUCCUCAGUCUCCUCCAACCCCUCUGGCUCCCGGCCAAGAAAAAGGUGGAACUAAAUACAACUGGGACCCCUCUGUGUACGACAGUGAGCUGCCCGUGCGGUGCCGGAACAUCAGCGGCACUCUGUACAAGAACAGGCUUGGCUCAGGCGGCCGGGGACGGUGCAUCAAGCAGGGGGAGAACUGGUACAGUCCCACCGAGUUUGAGGCCAUGGCAGGAAGAGCCAGCAGUAAGGACUGGAAAAGAAGCAUUCGCUACGCAGGCCGACCCCUGCAGUGCCUCAUCCAGGACGGGAUCUUAAACCCUCACGCUGCCUCUUGCACCUGUGCUGCCUGCUGCGACGACAUGACCUUAAGUGGCCCAGUCAGGCUUUUUGUGCCUUACAAAAGGCGCAAGAAGGAGAAUGAACUGCCCACAACUCCCGUGAAGAAGGACUCCCCCAAGAACAUCACGUUGCUUCCAGCCACCGCGGCCACCACCUUCACCGUGACCCCUUCAGGACAGAUCACGACCUCGGGGGCACUGACCUUUGACCGGGCAUCCACAGUAGAGGCCACUGCUGUCAUAUCCGAGAGUCCAGCCCAGGGUGACGUCUUCGCAGGAGCCACAGUCCAAGAGGCCAGCGUGCAGCCCCCAUGCAGGGCCAGCCACCCUGAGCCUCACUACCCCGGCUAUCAGGACAGCUGCCAGAUCGCCCCGUUUCCAGAAGCUGCGUUGCCAACGUCACAUCCCAAAAUAGUGUUGACAUCCCUGCCUGCGCUUGCCGUCCCACCCCCGACUCCCACCAAAGCGGCACCUCCCGCGUUGGUCAAUGGGCUGGAGCUGUCAGAGCCGCGGAGCUGGCUGUACCUGGAGGAGAUGGUCAACUCCUUGCUCACCACCGCACAGCAGCUGAAGACGCUGUUUGAGCAAGCCAAACAUGCCAGCACCUACCGAGAAGCUGCCGCAAACCAGGCCAAGAUCCACGCUGACGCAGAGCGGAAGGAGCAGUCCUGCGUUAACUGCGGCCGGGAGGCUAUGAAUGAGUGUACGGGCUGCCACAAGGUCAACUACUGCUCCACCUUCUGCCAGCGCAAGGACUGGAAGGAUCACCAGCACAUAUGCGGCCAGUCAGCAGCUGUCACGGUCCAGGCCGACGAAGUCCACGUGGCUGAAAGCGUGAUGGAGAAGGUGACCGUGUGAGGCUCCAUCGGCCGCCCUGGGAGCUGGGGCCCCUCGCACUCCUGUGAGGCUUUUGCAGGUCGAAGGCCCCCCUGAGGACUCUGGGGGGACGUUGAGAAGAGGGGUGUGGGAAGGUAAAGAAACUUGCUGGACAAGUUAUUAACACACUUUAAGCGAAUGGUGCCCUGGGGAGCGGACUCCCCCCGCCCGGGCCCCCCGCCCGCUCGCGGAGAGAUUUUUUAUCCCUGGGAUCAUGAGCGUCCGGUCUUGCCCACAGGGCCUGUGCUGCGACGCAUGUACAUACGUGUUGUGUCUGUCAAUAAAGUGUAAAUAAGGUCU